UGUCUCGUAGUAACGCAGCUCACCUGCAGAAACACACCGGGACUCACGGACACCUCUGACCGACACACGGACCUGCUGGCCGGCUGCAGACCCCGCUGCCUCCUCCUUACCGUGGCCCGGUACACGCUCACUAACCCAACACCGUCGGUUCCGAUGCUCGCCGUCUUGUUGGACCUGGAUCUGCGCGUGGCCUGCGGCGGUACCGUCGAAUGAUGACAUCAGCGCGUGCCAGUCUCCCCUCUCUGCGCGUGAGCUGAUCGAUCACGUCUCAGGUUAAUUGAUUCGCGCAGCGGAGAGCCAAUCAGAGUGAUCGAUCAGCUGAUCGGUCAGAGGUUCGGAGCCGCUGACCCAGUCCAGCCAGCGGUGCCGUGGAGUCCAGAUGCUGCCGGCCUCCAUCCAGAUCACCGGGGAGCUGCUGUCCGCCACCGAGGUCCAGGACAUCUGCGAGAGCCUGAAGGAGGACGGCGUCCGCCUGCUCUCCGUCCGCGGCUGCCAGCUCUCCGACCGAGACUUCGGCCGCGUGUGCCGCAGCGUGGCCGCGUCCCGCUCGCUGGCGCAGCUCAACCUCAACCUGGGCGUGGUCUCCAGCCUCAGCCGGACGCGCCACCUGGCCGACGCCCUGGCGACCAACCGCUCCCUGCAGACCCUCUUCCUCCACGGCAGCCCGCUGCUGGACGCCGGCCUGGCGGCCCUCAACCCGGCGCUGUCCACUCACCCGGCCCUGGUGUGCCUGGACCUGGGAGACUGCAUGCUGGGCGAGGAGGCGCUGGCGCUCAUCUGCGGGAUGCUGCCGCCUGACGGCGCCAAGUCAGGUCUCAGGGAGCUGACUCUGAGCGCUAACCCCCGCAUCGGCUCCAAAGGCUGGGCCCGUUUCGCCAUCGCCGUGGCCCACAGCUCGCAGCUGCGGGUGCUGAACCUGGACUACAACCCUCUGGGAGAUCAGAUUGCAGCCAUGCUGGCGGUCGCUGUGGCAUCUAGCAGAACCCUGGAGGUCCUGGACCUGGAGGGAACUGGACUGACCAACCAAUCCGCCCAGGUGUUCCUGGACAUGGUGGAGAACUACCCGACCAGCCUGCGGGUUCUGGUUCUGGCUGAAAACGACAUCAGCCCUGAGCUGCAGCAGCAGAUCAGCGACCUGCUGGCUGAAGGAGAGGACGAGGACAGCAGGGACGCCCCACCUGGCCUGCCGGGCCGCACCCCCAGCAGCGCGCUGCAGCCAAUCAGGGAGAAGCACCAGCCCCUCACCUGGCUCCCCCACAGCAACGCCGGGCCGCCGAUGGUCAUGCUGACGUCAGGUCUAGGUGAGAGCUUAUUGGCUGAGACUGAGAUGUGACCCCUCCCACAAACACACUCACUUCCUGUCAGAAUGUUCUCACUUCCUGGAUCGGAUGCUUGUUUGUCUACACCCACUUUCACAAACUCUGCCUGGUCUGAGGGGGCACCUGGGAAAGGGGAGGGGCUUGCAGACAGGUGUGCUGUUUCUGAGGAAUGUACAUUCAGGUGUGUUGAUUUGUUCUGCUGCGAUGAUGUCACAAUAAAACAGUUUACAGCUUUGUAAGUAAA
Fundulus heteroclitus (mummichog) is the source of this 1563-nucleotide messenger RNA. RefSeq names its product leucine rich repeat containing 73 (gene lrrc73). The record is from RefSeq and is a predicted model, not a curated record. Bases 380 to 1333 code for a protein of 317 amino acids. NCBI's taxonomy places the organism in Eukaryota, Metazoa, Chordata, Actinopteri, Cyprinodontiformes, Fundulidae. Gene Ontology annotation, molecular function: protein binding. The transcript is spliced from 7 exons.